UCUCGCGCGGCCGGGGCGGGGCCCGGGGCCGGGCCGGCAACAUGGCGGAGGCGGAGGGGGAGAGUCUGGAGUCGUGGCUGAAUAAAGCCACUAACCCAUCUAACAGGCAGGAGGACUGGGAAUACAUCAUUGGAUUCUGUGACCAGAUCAACAAAGAACUUGAAGGGCCACAGAUAGCUGUGAGACUCCUGGCUCAUAAAAUCCAGUCACCACAGGAAUGGGAGGCAGUCCAAGCCUUGACAGUGCUGGAAGCUUGCAUGAAGAAUUGUGGAAGAAGAUUUCAUAAUGAAGUAGGGAAGUUUCGCUUUUUAAACGAGUUAAUCAAAGUUGUGUCUCCAAAGUACCUGGGAGACCGAGUCUCAGAGAAGGUGAAGUCCAAAGUCAUUGAGUUGCUGUACAGCUGGACAGUGGCACUGCCAGAGGAAUCCAAAAUCAAGGAUGCCUACUACAUGCUGAAGAGACAAGGGAUUGUUAUGUUUGAUCCUGUGAUUCCUGCAGACAGAACCCUGAUUCCUUCUCCACCACCCCGUCCCAAAAACCCUGUGUUUGAUGAUGAGGAGAAAUCCAAGCUCCUAGCCAAGCUGCUGAAAAGCAAAAACCCAGAUGAUUUACAGGAGGCCAACAAACUCAUAAAAUCCAUGGUAAAAGAGGAUGAGGCCCGGAUCCAGAAGGUGACAAAACGAAUGCACACGCUGGAGGAGGUGAACAACAACGUCAAGCUGCUGAAUGAGAUGUUGGUUCAUUACAGCAAAGAGGACUCAUCAGAGGCUGAUAGGGAGCUCAUGAAGGAGCUGUAUGAACGGUGUGAAACCAAGAGACGGACCUUGUUCAAGCUGGCCAGUGAGACUGAGGAUAAUGACAGCAGUUUGGGGGAUAUUCUGCAGGCCAGUGACAACUUAUCCCGUGUGAUAAAUUCCUAUAAGAAGAUCAUCGAAGGGCAGGUGAUCAAUGGUGAGGUGGAGCUCCCUGUGAUGCCUGCAGUGGAAGGGAGUAACUCCACAAGUAACCUCAACACCCUCAUUGACCUUGCUGGACUGGACGUCACCAGCACCCCGCCACCUCCAGUGCCACCCAGCACCCUGGCAGCAGCCCCCACAGCAGCCCCAGCCCCAGCUGAGAUCCCCAUUCUCCCGCCUCCUCCCCAGGCCUUCCGGAGCAGCUCCUCCAGCCAGGUGGAAGCCGCCCCGGCUCCGCACAGCAGCACCGCUAACUCCCUCUCCCUGCUGGAUGAGGAGCUUCUCUGCUUAGGUCUGAACGACCCAGCCCCUGCAGCAGCGAAGGAGACAUCAGAAAACAAUCAGUGGAGCAUGUUUGAGAACGACCAGCUGGACCUGGACUUCUUUAACCCAAAGAUGGGGACUGCUUGCAACCCUGCAGGGAACCCACUGCUCCAUCACGCACCACAAACCACGUCUGGAACAUCAGUGACGCUGCCCUCAGCUUUCACAGCCUCUCAGACUGCUCCCAGCAUCCCAGCACCAAACUCGGCACCAUUUGUAUUCUCUGCUGGGCCAGCUGCCCCUGCUGGGCCUCCUAAGACUAUUCCAGCUGCUCCUGGGUACUUCAGCUCAUCUGUAGGGAGCAAUACAUCACAGAAGAUGGAUGCAUUGGGACAACUCCUUGAAGAAGCCAAAGGGACUGUCACCCAGGGCAUGGCAACACCCUCAGGGUACCCUGGGGUUACUUUGCCAACCGCCGCCACCUCCGCCCCGUUGAUAGCACCCGCAGGGCUGCCAGCCACUGCCCCAGGAGCCCCUCCAGUUCCUUUCCCAAGCAGCUGCACUGCUGGCACAGGAAGUCCUCUCUUCCAGCCAGCAUCAUUCCAGCAGCAAGGCAGCCCCAUGAAAGCAGCUGAGAUUUCCUUGGCCAAUGUCCACGUUCCCCUGGAGUCCAUCAAACCCAGCAGUGCCCUCCCGGUGACAGCCUACGACAAGAACGGCUUCCGGAUCCUGCUGCACUUCGCCAGGGAGUGCCCCCCGGGGAGGUCGGACGUGCUGGUGGUGGUGGUCUCCAUGCUGAACACAGCACCACUCCCUGUGAAGAACAUUGUGCUGCAGGCUGCUGUGCCCAAGUCCAUGAAAGUGAAGUUACAGCCACCCUCUGGCACAGAGCUGUCUCCAUUCAAUCCCAUCCAGCCUCCUGCUGCCAUCACCCAGGUCAUGCUUCUGGCAAACCCUGCGAAGGAGAAGGUGAGGCUGAGAUACAGAUUGACCUUCACACUGGGAGACCAGCCCAGCACAGAGGUUGGAGAAGUGGAUCAGUUUCCCCCGGUAGAGCAGUGGGGGAACCUAUGACCUUAGGACACUGCCAGAGACUCUGUGACAGGACCAGGAGAGGAUCCCACAGGACUGGAAGGAAUGUGCCGUGGGGAGGGACACACAUGCUAUCCACUGGUGAUGUUCAGCUUUGUUUACAUGUCCUGACCACUCUGCUUGUAGCUUUAGUCCAGAAUGUUUUGCCCCACGUUGAAGGGGUCCUGGAACAUUUCUGCCAAGCGUGAACUGAGUGGCAGCCAGUAACAGGCAGUGCUGGCUGCUUUUAUCUUGCCCUCUGGGUGAAUCUGGUUCUAUCUUCCACUCUAUUUAAACUUGAAGUUACUGUGUUUUGAAGGGAGACCAGUCAGCAGGAGGGGAUUUAGUUGGCUUGUUCCUGUGCUGCUGUCCAGAGAUACCUACAGGCUGGUGGGGUGAUGAUGCCACCAUGAGCUUCCUCAGUGCAGAGCCCUUACAUGUGCCCUCCCUUGGACUUUACCUCCUCAGUGCUGGACCCACUAAGCAUGUUGAGCAGUAAUGCUGGCUCUGUGAGGGGAUGCUUGUUUGUCACACUGAAGUGGCACUUAGCUCCCUGCCUCCUUCCCAAGGCUCAGUGUCAGCUGAGCCUGGCUGCUUGUUGUGCCACACUGCUCUGUCUGCAGUUCUCUUUGUUUUACAUUGUCCCUCUCCUAUCUGUUUUGGGCAGCAGGGGCUGAGCUCCAUUUUAAGGGUUCCACUGGUUAGUUUUCUGCUUUUGUUGCGUUCCAUCGUGUGGGGGAAGGAGGAAAUGAAAUGUGUAGUGAGGAGGUAAAGAGGGCUGGAGAGGAGUGGUCAGUAUUGGUGGAGGACAGCACCUGGAGUGCAGAAAUGUCUUUGCAAUCACUAGUGAGGUGUAGUGACUGAAUCCAGGGACAGGAGAGGUGUCUCUCACAUCCCCUCAUGCAGGCAGUAUUAUUAUUGUAGUAGAAUAAAGUGUUUUAUUGAGAGGAGUGCAAUGACACACAAGAUGUAAAUAAUAGAGCUAUAGGAUACCUAAAUAAGAACAAGCAGACAGUGAAAGGAAAGAAGGCUCUGCUGGGCUCUGACAAUGCAUGUGCUGGGUCUAAUGCCCUCUUUUAUUUGUUCCCUGUAUUAAGUGGCUAAGUGCAAUUGUCUCCACAAAGGAGAAAGCAGUUUGGCUGGACAUCAGUGUUCUGCACAAUCAGGGGCAGAAGAGCUGACCCCUCCAGCUCCAGUCUCACAGAAACGAGGUUUAAAUCACCAGAGCUUGAUUCCAGCAGCCUCUUCCUUCUUCCUCUUGAAUUCCAACCUGAAGGAGUGCCUCAGAUGGGCUUUGGGACAGGCUGGUUUGAAUUAUCAGGGGUUUUAUCAUCCAUUGACUGAAGCACAGGCAGGGUGGGCCCUUGGACUCUGAGCUCAGCGUUUCUAGCAGUGCUGUGAAGCAACAGCUCUCACCAAGCUGUGGGUGGGAGCAGUCAGCUCAAGCACUGAGAGACUCGGUACAGGAGAGCCCUGCCUGUUGUAGGAGAACUCCAGAGGAGAACCUGCUGCUGGAAUUAACGUUGGCUGAUAAAGCCAUCACUGCAAACACAGCUUGGAGUUACUUGUAGUUGAAUUUUCCUUACUGUGUUGCAAAGUAAAAACCAGUAGAGGUGAACUCAACAGGUUCAAAGGCCUGAGGUCCUAAAUGGAAGCACCAGGUAGUUGUAGAAGCACUGAAGAUGGGAUCAAAGCUUGGCCAGGGAGCUUCCUGUAAUCUCUUGGUCUGAAGCUCACGAAGGCCCCAGCCUUGUAGAUGUGGAAUGCAGGUGAGAGGGA
This is a messenger RNA of Dryobates pubescens (Downy woodpecker), 4070 nucleotides long. RefSeq names its product golgi associated, gamma adaptin ear containing, ARF binding protein 3 (gene GGA3). The record is from RefSeq and is a predicted model, not a curated record. Bases 42 to 2294 code for a protein of 750 amino acids. Gene Ontology annotation, molecular function: phosphatidylinositol binding; small GTPase binding; ubiquitin binding. NCBI's taxonomy places the organism in Eukaryota, Metazoa, Chordata, Aves, Piciformes, Picidae. Gene Ontology annotation, biological process: vesicle-mediated transport; intracellular protein transport. The transcript has 17 exons. Gene Ontology annotation, cellular component: trans-Golgi network.